This is a messenger RNA of Penaeus indicus, 3629 nucleotides long. Its product is annotated as paired box protein Pax-6-like. Gene Ontology annotation, molecular function: DNA-binding transcription factor activity, RNA polymerase II-specific; RNA polymerase II cis-regulatory region sequence-specific DNA binding. Bases 1096 to 2967 code for a protein of 623 amino acids. Gene Ontology annotation, biological process: anatomical structure development; regulation of transcription by RNA polymerase II. The record is from RefSeq and is a predicted model, not a curated record. The transcript is spliced from 6 exons. NCBI's taxonomy places the organism in Eukaryota, Metazoa, Arthropoda, Malacostraca, Decapoda, Penaeidae.
AUCUAAUCAUCCCGUUAUCGUCAUUCGAAUGAUCUAAACUCGCAAGCAGAACCGAUCAUAAGAAUUAUGAAUUAGAAUACGACUAUAUUUUUACUAUAUAUUUGUAUCUAAACCUAUAAGCGAAUAAACAAGAACCCACCGAAAGGCAACAGCGCUGGAGGCUCCGCCCACCGGAUGCGCGAGGACCAAUCAGCGCGCGGAUCAGCGGCGUUGCCCCGUCAUACGCGUAGGAGAGUCGGUAAGCCCGCCCAGAUUUUCUAUUGUUCGCCCGCCAAGGCACUUAACAUCCUUUUAUUCAAUGACAAACUCGCCCUUACAGCGGGGAGAAUCGCUUAAGGUGAUUUGGUAUUCAUCGGCGAGCUGUUAAGCUGUGGCCGUAUUGUAAAACUCACUGUCUCGCAAUCGACCAUAUUUGUCUUGGACGCUUGUUGGUGCAGAGCCUCGAAAGAGUCUCGCCGGGGCCCUCGUCACACCUGUAUUACGGGGACAAAAUCCGCGCUUCUCCUCUGCCCUUCGCCGACACCUAUGUCAGCUCUGGUGGCGAUUACGCGCCCGGUGCACACGCGUCCUUUGCCAUUAUCCACAAAAGGGUUCGAUCCUAAUGGCUGCGCGCGGAAGGGAAGUCGCCGUAACAAUCGCACCGCAAGUGAUUUAAAGGCAGCCCCGUGAGAGGAUUGGUGGCCUGCUCCAGCGCCUCUGCCGGACCUGCAUGUGUUCGCGUACGCCAUCUGGUGAGAGCCGCGGGAACUACUGGGACCCGCCAAAGCUACAGUGCCUUCCAAAAUCUAUAGUGUGCCCCCCCCAACCCCGAACGAAAUACAGUGUCUGUCAGAAUCCUCAAUGACAUUUAUAGCUAUAGUGACCAUCGCAUGACUUGUGUCAAGGGGAGAGAAGGAAGGAAAAAAAAAACGAAAACAAAAACUAAAUAAACCAGUUGCCAUAUCCCGCGUGCGCACCAGAAGGAAGUCUUCAUCAGGAGAAACCAAUAAAGACUCAUUGAGUGCAACCCAUACAGUGCGCUUGCAUUGCACCAUUGCACAAUACCUCCAUUAAGCUCGCCACCAUCGGUCGCUCUUGAAAACGCGGCUUUGCAAUAUGACUAGCUACAGCUACUCAACACAGCAAGACCAGUGGAAGGAAAAUAAUAACAAUAACAACAACAACAACAACAGCAUUGGAAGUAUGGCUACUUUCUGUCAGUCUUCUGGCUCGGUCCCGGCCACUCUCCGCGACUUGUACACGCGAAGUGGCCUGUCUUCCAGUUCCCCUUCGGCGGCGUCUCCUGCCUCGCCCCUUGACCCGACCAGGUACUCCCUGCCGUCGCUGCGUCAGUACGAGUUAGCACAGCAAAUGGUCACGCAGCAGGGGGCCGUCAACAAGCUGCUAGGAUCCCUCAGACCCCCCGGCAUGAUCGGGGGCUCGAAGCCGAAGGUGGCGACGCCGCAGGUGGUGAACAAGAUCGAGCAGUACAAGCGCGAGAACCCGACCAUCUUCGCGUGGGAGAUCCGCGAGAAGCUGAUCUCGGAGAGCGUCUGCACCAACUCCACCGCCCCGUCCGUCUCCUCCAUCAACAGAAUCCUCAGGAACCGCGCGGCCGAGCGAGCGGCGGCGGAGUUCGCGCGCGCGGCUGGCUACGGCCUGUACAACCCCUACGCCUUCCCCUGGGCCAACCCCGCGCUGCUGUCGCCCCUGGCCGCCGCCCUCCCGCUGCACGCCGCCGCCGAGAACGCCAUCGGGGUGAAGGACAGCGCAGGCGCGCACUCCGAUGGGGAAGGCGGCGGCUCUCACAAGGACUCCCCCACGCAGCUGUCGCCCUCGGACCUACACAGCUCCUCCUCCUCCCAGGGCACCAGCGAAGUCCGAUUCCGCAGAAACAGGACGACCUUCACCGCCGAUCAGCUGGACGAACUCGAGAAGGAGUUUGAGAAGACGCAUUACCCCGAUCUGCCGACGAGGGAGCGACUGGCUGAGAAGACGUUGCUGUCGGAGGCGAGAGUCCAGGUGUGGUUUUCCAACAGACGGGCCAAGUGGAGGCGCCACCAGCAGCUAAGCGUCCUCCGCCCCUACUCCUCCUCCGACGACCCUCUCCCCCACUCCCCGAGGACGACCUCGCCCUACUCCGAGGGCGCGUCGAGCCCCGACAUGCGCCGCUCCCCGACCCCCCCGUCCCCCUGCCCCGCGUCAGCCCCCCUGGCGGCGCCCCCGUCGUCGUCCGGCAGCCGGCCGAGCCCCGCGGCCUGCGCCUCGCCCACCAGCCCCUCCAGCGCCUGCUCCACCACCACCACCUCGGCCCCGGCAGGCGCUUCCACCCCUGGCGGCCCGUCGGCGCUGGGGCGGCGCUCCCCGCGGCCGGCCUCGACCUCUCCACCUCCCCCCCCGCCGCUGGGGGCGCACCCUCGCCUGCUCUCACCCCUUCCCCAACCUCAGCCUUCACCCGCAUCGACCGCCGCCCUCAAUCUGUCCAUGCCGCACCCGCUGCCCCACGCCCAUCUGCGCCACAGCCCGCCCAUCUCGACUUCAGCCCACCUCGGGCGCCUGAGCAGCCGCCCGCCGCCGCCGCCCUUGCUGCCCGCCAGCCUGCUCUCGCUGCCCCAGUACCCCGGCUUCUCACUCGGGCGUGACCUCACCCUCACGCCCAUCAACCUCUCCAGCGCCCACGCCCGUGAGAUCAUGGCCGCCCAGGCUCGCUGCCUGCUCAAGUCGGCCGCCCACAGCGCCCACUACAAGGGCGUCGAGGAGGAGGACAGCGACAUCGAGAUCGACCUCGACGCGAAGGAGGACAGGGAGAAGGAGGAGGAGGAGGAGGAGGAGGUGGUCGAGGCGCAGGACCUGAGCGUCAAGAGGAAGAGGACGGAGAGCGAGGACAAGGAGGAGGCCAAAGCGGAGGAGAAGAGCGCCGAGCAGACGAAGGAGGAGGAGGAGGAGGAGGAGGAGGAAGCCAAGCAGGAGAAAAUGGAAGAUGCCUGAGCGCAGGUCGGGACUCGUGUGCGGAUGAGUUCAAUCUCUCGUUUAAGGUAAUUUAUUGAUUAAUUGAUACCAUCAACGAAGCUCAUUGCUGACUAUUUGACAAAGGAACACCCAGUGACUCGUUUAUCGGUACCGACUACCGAACAAAGACGACAGUUGAAGCAUUUUUUUAAAACUCUCGAAGCUUCGUGAAGCAAGAAUCACUCAUGGUUUCGAAGCCUCAGUCAACGCGUGUCCUUUUCUCUCACUCGUAAAAGAAUGGAAACUUGGUAAAAAAAUCAAUAUUACUCAGUACACUUUUAUAAGGAGAUUCAACGACAUCAACGACUGUCACAAACCUAAGAAAUACUUAAUAUAAAAAAAAAAAGAUUAAACAAAAAACUCAACUUAUGUAAAUAUAGGUUUAAGACUGAUAUAGUGCUGGUCGGGUUUUUUUUUUUACUAUCAAUUGUUAAAAUCAUGAAAUCCAUGACUAAAAGUGCACAAACAAUUGAGCUUAAGUACUUAUGAAUGAACGAUAGAUGUAAAGUUAUCAUGCACAAGUUACUGAUAAUUAUAUGUAUAAAAUCGUUCUGUGUACAGUAGAUAUGGGUGCUUUUGACUCUCUUAGGAGCUGAAGGAAAAGAUUCUCCUUUUUAUUUCAUUUCUGUGAAUAACUAAAC